GAAAUCAGAACCCUAAACCAAAACCUGAAACGAGCACCCCACGCAGCAAUGGCCUCUAGAACGCUAUCCUUCUCCUCGCUGGCCUCCGCCUUCGCCCCCUUCCCCCCGCGCUCCAGACUCCCGCACCCUCCCCUCCGCCUCCUCGGCCUCCACCUCAGCUCCGGGCACCUCCUCCGCGCCUCCACCCUCUCCACCGCCGCCGCCCCCGAUGCGGACGCGGACGCUGACAUCGACCCCUACGAGGGCGUCGACACGGUCGAGCAUCUCCUCGCUCCAAAGCCCACCUCCCCGGGCGGCGGCCGGAUGGGCCGACUCAUGAAAAUGCAGCGCCGCGCCGACGCCGACGGACCGGUGGCGGGGCGGGGCAGGUGGUUCCCUUACCUGGACGCGUUCCGCGGAGCGGGGGGCGUGGAGGUGACCAGCCAGGAGGUGGUGGACGUGUUGGAGCCGUACAUCCUCGAGCCGCGGCGUGACCGGAUCCGCCGCGCCGUCCAGAGCAGGAGCUACUCCGUCUGCCUGGUCGUGGAGGGCCUCACCGACUUUGGCAACGUCUCCGCGGCGUUCCGCUCCGCCGACGCGCUCGGCGUGCAGUCCGUGCACGUCAUCUCAUGCGAGGACAACAAAAGGUAUAGAGACAACAGGCACGUGAGUAUGGGUGCUGAGAAAUGGCUUGACAUCGAGCUAUGGAGCUCACCUGCAGAAUGUUUUGAUGCUUUGAAAAAGCGUGGUUAUCGCAUUGCAUGUACUAGUUUGGGAAGUGAUUCGGUUUCUGUGUAUGACAUGGAUUGGUCUCAUCCAACGGCCAUCGUUGUGGGCAAUGAGACUAUGGGUAUUAGCGACGUCGCUCUGAAGUUGUCGGACAUGCACUGUAGUGUUCCAAUGAAAGGCAUGGUGGAUUCUUUUAAUGUAUCUGUUGCAGCUGGAAUCCUUAUGCACCAUGCUGUUUAUGAUAGAGUUUCCCGCCUUUUUCAAUUACAGGGUCAGAAUGGUGAUCUCACGCCUGAAGAAAAUAGAAUAUUGCUGGCAGAGUUCUAUCUGCGCCAUCGAGAGAGCACAUCUACCGUCAUUCAUGAAUAUGCCAAAAGGAAGGCAACUAAUUUGGUGGCCAAACUUUGAGAUCACAGUGACUGCUGAAGAAACAUGUGCAAGCUAGUUUGUUAAGCAGUGAUUUGUUUGGCAGUUGGCUAGUUCAGUAUUAUGAUCAACUUUAGACUAACUGGUUAUUUCUGAAAAAGGAACGAUCAUACUGCUCGGCAAUCAGGGUGCUGCAAUAUGCUGAUUCCAAACAGAAUCCAGGGACAGGAUUUGGUGUCUUUGGUGCUACAACCUACUGCACAAACCUAAAGCACUACGAUGUACUCUAUGUGAUUUGGCUUGCCAAUUUCUUUUGAGUCACAUGCAGUGCCGGAGCCAGGAUCAUAUAUGAGGGGGCCCAAAUGGCUCAAACUUUUGAUAACAGGGGCCAAAUCACACUAAUACAUGUUUUUGCCUUUGAGAGAUUGAAACAUUAAAUAAGCAUAUACUCCCUCCAUAAUUUAAUAUAAGACAUCUUUUGACA
This is a messenger RNA of Hordeum vulgare subsp. vulgare (domesticated barley), 1558 nucleotides long. RefSeq names its product tRNA (guanosine(18)-2'-O)-methyltransferase. Gene Ontology annotation, molecular function: RNA binding. Gene Ontology annotation, biological process: tRNA guanine ribose methylation. The record is from RefSeq and is a predicted model, not a curated record. Bases 49 to 1116 code for a protein of 355 amino acids. NCBI's taxonomy places the organism in Eukaryota, Viridiplantae, Streptophyta, Magnoliopsida, Poales, Poaceae. The transcript has 6 exons.